AUGUCCGCCAAUAAUGUGACGAUCAUUCCCGCGCCGUACAAGAUCACUCCGGAUGACAAGCGCGGCCUUGUCGUGGUUGUGACGACAACCACGCUGGCCUUCAUCGGUGUCUGUCUACUCAUCCGACUCUACACACGGCUGCGGGUUCAGGAGUGGAAGCGCGAUGAUUGGCUGCUUGCGUUAGCCACGCUCUUCUGCGGCUUCCAAGCUGCUGCCGUGUACGUCCAGGUACACAAUGGUCUGGGUGCGAGAGACACUAAACGUGCAAACUUUAGGAAGAUUGGAACGGCCAACUUCGUCCAGCUCACACUUUACAUAUUUACGCUCUUCCUAUCCAAAGCCGUGGUCGUACUCCUCUACCUUCGCCUCUCGCCCUCCCGCAUUCACGCCCUCGCCUCCAAGAUCACUCUUGGCGCCAGUGCCAUCUGGAUGGUCUUCUCUGAGACCCUGAUCUCCAUCCGCUGCAACCCGCUAGACUCCUGGACGCAGAGCCCGGAAGCAUGCGCCCUUAGCAUCGCGACAAGAUGGAACGUAGUUGGUGCCCUUGAUAUCGCCACCGAAGUCUCGCUCUUCGGCAUCGCCAUCCUUAUCGUGUCACGCCUACACAUGGCGUUGAGACUGAAAGCCCUUGUCAUCCUUGCGUUUGGUCUGCGACUACCUGUCAUCAUAGCCGCCGCAGCACGCCUGCACUACAUCGAUGUCCUCGGCACCGCGCGCACAGUCGGCGACGCCUCCAUCAAUGCCGCCUAUGUCACCGUCUGCAGCCAGUUCCAGCUCGACUUUGCGAUCAUGGCCAGCACAAUCGCAUGCUUGGGGCCCUUCCUACGGCCAUUCGACAACGAGCCCAACACGAGCUACCACCAUGCCUCCGCGCACCAGCAUCCACACCCCCGCUACUCCCACCGCGACGAUGGUGGCAUCGAAGAUGGCGAUGCUAUCUGCCUCCAGCGCCUGCAGAAGGGCCUGGCGGAGGGGUACCAUGAUCAUGGCUUGCGGCCGGAUUUUUACGAGCGCAGCGCAGGGGUCGUGCGGGCGGCAGAUGGAGACGCGGUGAGCGUGGAGAGCUGCGGGAGUACGAAGAUGAUUAUCAAAAAGAAAAUGGUUGUGCGGAUUGAGCAUGAUACAAUAUCGAGUAGUUCGUGA
Messenger RNA from Aplosporella prunicola CBS 121167, 1143 nucleotides. RefSeq lists its product as uncharacterized. Lineage: Eukaryota; Fungi; Ascomycota; Dothideomycetes; Botryosphaeriales; Aplosporellaceae. Bases 1 to 1143 code for a protein of 380 amino acids. The record is from RefSeq and is a predicted model, not a curated record. The transcript has 5 exons.